Molecule: messenger RNA, 1511 nt
Organism: Girardinichthys multiradiatus
Lineage: Eukaryota; Metazoa; Chordata; Actinopteri; Cyprinodontiformes; Goodeidae
Gene: ppp1r42
Product: protein phosphatase 1, regulatory subunit 42
Exons: 9
Coding region: 219-1163 (314 amino acids)
Molecular function (GO): protein binding
Source: RefSeq, a predicted model, not a curated record
GAGGAAGCAGAGGAAACUGCUCAGACUGCACAUGGGGAGGAGGGGCUCGUUAUGGUUACUACACAAGCUGAGGGGGUCACCCAAACAUUUGCCCUGCUGGGAAAUGCUCACCUCUUGGAGUAUGGUGAAAUGUUUUUUAACAACUUAUUAUAAAUCUGAGGUCACAGCUGCGGGCUCUACAAUUAGCUGAGAAAUAUCCUCUCUGAAGCCGAGCCAAAAUGGUACAUCUGACUGUAGAUCUGAUAGCUAAAUCUAGAACACACUUCAAAAAGAAAAGGGGCCUCUCCUUGCUGCACUACCUGAAGACCCUCACCCAUCUCUACUUUUCCAACAAGAAUAUCGAAGAGAUUGGAGAUCUGUCCAUGUGCCGGAACCUCACCGUGCUUUACCUGUACGACAAUCACUUAACAAAUAUUUGCAGCCUGGAUUUUGCCUCCAACCUCACCCAUCUGUACCUGCAGAACAACAACAUCACUCAUAUGGACAAUCUCUCCAAUCUGCAGAGACUCUCCAAACUGUAUAUGAGUGGAAACAGAAUUCUAAUGGUGGAGGGUUUGGAGGAGCUCCGCGGGCUCAGAGAGCUUCAUCUGGAGAAUCAAAAGCUGGAGCCAGGGGAGCAGUUGCUCUUUGACUCCAGGACCCUCCUUGCUCUUGCCGAAUCUCUUUGUGUGCUGAAUGUUAGUAACAACAACAUUGAGGAUAUCAAAGAGCUGUCAGUGCUGAAGGAACUCCAAAAUUUUUCUGCUGCUAAGAACAAAUUGCUUUAUAUUGAGGAGAUGGAGGGUGUGUUCGAGCUCUGGCCUCAGCUGCUUGUGCUCGAUCUGAGUGGAAAUCCUGUGUGUAAAAAAAACAAGUACAGAGAUCGCCUUAUAACUGUGUGCAGAAGACUUGAGACUCUUGAUGGUAGAGAAAUUAAUGAGUUAACCAGACAGUUCCUUAUUAACUGGAAAGCAUCAAAAGAAGCCAACAAGAGAAGAAACAACAAUGAAAUGUCGGCUUGGCCCGUGGUUACUCAUCCUCAAACAAAUGACUUUGAUGUGGGUCAGGGUCCACAUCCUGGCCGCAUUUACCGACCCGUUAACAAGCAAGGCUGGGAGCCACAGCAGCCACCUAGGUCCAUUCUACCGGUUAAUCAAAGUCAGGGUCUGACUCUGUUUUCUUAGGGCACAACAAAGUCAGCCAUGUAGCUGUCUCACCACCCAUCUGAAGUCUUCAGAUCUGUACUGGAAAACCAUCAGAUUCCAGUACAGCCUGCUUCUGUUUUGUCUAAACAACUUUUUAAUCACAAGUCGAUGUUUUAUCUUUAAGCCAGGCAGUCUGGAGCUGAAAUGUUCUAAACCUGUUGGAUUAUAUUCAUUUGUUUUAAUGGCAUAUCCUCUAAUUAUUUCAUUUCAGUAGCUAACUGAAUUAAUAAUCUAGGAGAGAGUAAAACAGCAGUUCUUCUGAUAAUCCCACCUGUUUUAUCUCUGAUUAGAUUUUACUAAAGAAAUAAAUCAUUUGCACAACUUUUC